Messenger RNA from Bursaphelenchus xylophilus (pine wood nematode), 5602 nucleotides. The record is from the annotation of a GenBank genome assembly. NCBI's taxonomy places the organism in Eukaryota, Metazoa, Nematoda, Chromadorea, Rhabditida, Aphelenchoididae.
AUGUCUUUCGAUGAAGCCGAUGAAAAUAUUCCACCUCCACCGACGAUAAAAGUAAGCGUUUUGUAUGUGAUUUCCAUCUUUAGGGUCUCAACGAAACUCUGAACGUAUUUGAAGCCAUUUAAUACUGAUUGAUACUUAUCUUGACCUUAUUUUAGGUCCAAUUGUCCGAAAUUUUAAAGAUUUUAAAAUUUUUCGUCACAGAAAGACCUAAAGUUUAAUUUGUCGUGUUUUAGAGCGAAGAUGGCCUCAUCCUCGACCCCACUGAUCAGCCAACUACCUCUGCAUAUGGUUCAGAUGAGAGUCAAACCCCUCCAUUGGUGCCGAAAUCCCAAUUUAGCUGGUCUGAAUUUAUGAAAAUCCGCGCUUCUCUUCCUGCCACUUGUUCCCGACUUUCCGCACACGCCCAACAUCUCGAAAAGACUCUGGCAGAGGUUGUGUUCAGUCCAGGCACACAAGUUAUGGUCGGACAUUCGGCGGACAUGAUCCCGGCGGUCAUGAAAAGCUUGGUUGGGGAUAUUGCUUAUGUCGAAUUCUAUGAUGAGACCUCGUCGAUGGAAGUGAAAGUCGACCAGCUGGUUCUGGCUGUUACUCCGAUGCCGUUGAGUGGAUGGGCGUAAGUUUUUUGAUUGGAGUUUGAGGCUUUAGGAAGGGACAGGAUGACUGCACAGUGCAGUCGAAUUUCGAGUUAAUUUUGCAAAGUGCAAAUGAUGGACUGAUGUUUUGAGAGAAGAGAAGAAGAAUUUUUAGACUCAUCUGCAUUUUUCCACAUUUUUAUUUUCUAAAUUUACCAGUUGUUUGCACUGUGCAACGUUUUUUAAAAAUUUUCGCACAGUGCAGUCAAAAUUGAAAUAAAUUUCGCACAGUGCAAAGUUAAAAAUUUUAAAUUUUUGACGCUAAAAAGAUGACAUAAAGCUAUUCCAAUUUCAGUAUGGACAAUGUCGCCGGAAUCCCUCACGCACAAAUGGAGCAACUCGAUCAAAAAGUUGUGAACUUCAUUCAAAGCGGGCAUUAUUUCGAGUACAUUGAUCCAAAAAACCCGCAAACUGUGAGGAUAGUGAAGAUUGUGGAGAAUCGGAAUGGGUUUGUGAGAGCAGUCGACUCCUCUGGCAGGCAAAUUCGGACCUUUAUGGGAUGGGAGAGAUGCAAACGCCUCGGAUUUUCUUUGAUGUCGGAUAAUGAAGGGGAGUUCCGAUUGGAGCCCUUGCCAGGGGCCACAAUCAAAACUACGAUCCCUUGGUAUGUGUUCUGCCGAAGCAACUUCAAGAAGCACUCCAUGGAGGUGAGUAUUUUAUUUUUUUUGUUGAUUUUUAGAGAAAUUUUCGUCAUGGAUAAGAUGAUUUUUGAUGGAAAAUUCUUUUUUUUGUUCCUUAACAGCCCGAUUGAUGGAUGAAAAAGGCAUUAUGGGUCCUGAAAAUAAUUAAUGUGAUUUUUAGGAAGGCCAUAUCAUCGAGAUUAUCGACCCUUUCACCCGUUUCCGCUUCCUCCCAGCUGUAGUGGUCGAAGUAAUCAACCGCUUCUUCUACCGAGUCCAGGUCCUCCUUCCGCCAGAUCUCAAAGACCACGAACCUUGCUUCCUCACCCUCCACAAGGCCUCUCCCGACAUUUUCCCGGCCAACUUUGCCUCCAGGAAUGGAAUGCGGCUCACAGCGCCGUCAGGACACGAUGAAACAAAUUUCACGAUUUACAAAAUUAAAGGAAGACCAGCCACAGACACUCAGUUUGAUAUCCCCAAAAAUGUGGAGCGCUUCGAGACAGGCAGACAUGUGGAAGUCUAUGAUGAAGUUCGCGAUCUGUUUAUCCCGGCAACAAUCAUACGACAACAUAGACAUUUGCUGGUUCUCAGGUUCGAAAAUGAAGCCAGCAUGAGCACUCCGAAGCUGUUUUCUUAUUAGUAAGUGUUUUGAAGUUUGUUUUUUGUUUUUAGAGAGAAAAGGUGCGGCUAAAACACGAGCUUUGGACGUCAUAUUAUCCAUGAUGACAUGGAUAAUAUAAAUUUGUAUUGAUUCUUUAUAAUUCGAUUCUUUUAAGAUCUAAUAUCCAUUUUUUAGUGACGAACAUAUCUUCAAAGUCGGCUCCGCCGAAUUCUACGGCCGUCCCAUGGCUCCAAUCGCCUCCUCAUUCGAGACUUGGACCUUCUCCACUGCCCCAAAACUCACCUCAAAAGUCCUGGAAACGGACCCCGAAAAUGGAGUCCGAUUCAUGAUCAAAGCCUUCUCGGACCCGAAUCAAUUCAUCCCCCGCCUCUACCUCAACUUUGACUGCUACAAAGGCCCGUUUAUCCAUCCGCAAAAGUCGAGACAUCUGGAUUCGUCCUUCCCUCCAAGCCAUUUCCAGCCAUUAAUGCACCAGAUCAUCAACGAUAUGCUGGAAGUCCUGGCUAAAACAGAGUACCAGAAACUUUGCGAGGCCUCAGUUCACUCGAGAGCUCCGAAAUUCGCGAUAAAGUAAGGAUUUAGGGAUUUUUUAAAAUAUUUAACUUCUGGCUGUUUUUUUAUAAAUUUGAAAAAAUUUCGUCUAAAUUAGGUGUUAUUUGGAAGAUUGGGGAUUGCCGCUAGAUUUUUCUGCGACUUAAAAACGUUUUUUGGCUGUUUCGGAUAUUUUUUACCAUGACUUAUCAUGGAUAAUAUAAGUUGAUGUCGAAUUUUCGGGUUAGGCUUGAAAGAAACUAUUUUAAUUUAUAAAUACCGCUUUUUCAGGCUUGUGAAUCCCCGCUCGGACGUGCGCUCACGCGUCUUCGAAGUGGAAGUCUGCGAAACGGCCGCCGAAUUCCCGGGCUGGCUCCGGCAAUUCCUCCUAAAAUACGACAUCUGCCCCAAUUUCAUAUCACCCACGAAGCUGGUGAAGGGCCAGCCAUGCCCCUUCCACUGCGAACGCAUGCAUUUGCUGCCCCAUAUGCGGCCCAGCGCCCAUCUGAAUGUCCCAAAUUCGGUCUCAAAAACGGAUGAGAUGAGAGCGAGACGACUCAAUCUCCAAACAACCACAAAUCCCAACCCGAAGAAGCGCGAAAACCCGGACAAACAGAUCCAAAAGACGGCCGAAGAGUUCACCGACCUCGAUCAACCACUGCCACUCAGAAGAACGCGGAGAAACAUCAUCCCGACCAAGAGAAAGGAGAUGCAGGACGAGCUGAAUGACAACCUGAAACAAGUAAGAUUUUUGACGAGUUCGUGGUUGGUAGUAUAGGAAAAUGUGGUAUGAAUAGAAAGCUUAUGAGAUCAUCUAGAUGAUAGAUGAGUAAAAUUUAAGAAUCGACUGGUCGAUUUCGGAAAAAAUGGGGUUUUUGUCAAAAGUGAUUUUUGAAUUUUUUGCUUAAAAAAUAUUGUUUUUCAAUAUUUUUUGGAGACCACUAAGUAAAUACAGGUGUGCUUUGAUGUGCUUGUGCUUUUGUCUAUCGAAAACUGCCAAGAUUUUGUCGUAUGUUACCUUUUUUUCGUUUAAAAAUCGUAAUUUUACCUCUUUUUGGCGAUUUUUUUGUCUGAAAUUGAUGGAAAGAAGUGUUACGGUUCUUUUUCUGGUCUGAAAUUGAAGUCUGAGUCUGUGCCAUACUGUAAAAAAAGAAGUAACUCUAAAAAGUCAAGUCUAAAAUUGCGUUGAAUCCGUCUAAUCCCGUCUUUCAUGUCUCUGAAGAUGACCAGAAGCAGAUGGAGCACGUCCUACAAUCUGACCAUCCAACUGGCCUCCGCCCAAAUCCCCAUUGAACGAAUCCUGGAGGAGGUGCAGUACUGUUGUCCCAGGUCGGUGCCGAGCAUGAAACGCCUGGAGGAAUGGGUGGAAGAAGCGACCAAACAUUUGGAAGAAGGGCGGUGUGUGGAACGAAAAAGCCGCCGGCUUCAGGAUAGAAUUAUCGAUCAGGUCGUCGAAGAUGUAAGGUCUUACCGUAACUCCAAGAUUACGGUAGUCUAGUCUUGAAAAUUGAGGAAGUUGUGUCUGCCAAAAAUUGGAUUUUUUUUUGAAUUUGAUGGAAUUGCGCUUGGUCUUUUGAUAUUUUUUGGGGGAAAUAGAGGAGUUGGGUGGGAAAUGGAGUGGGAAUUUAGGUUAUAGUAGUCUGAGCUACACAAUUUCCAUUCCUUCGAACGAUAUACUUAUGCUUUUAUAUCGCCGUUCUACCCAUUUCUUAUCUUCUAAACCCAACUUUUUACCUAAAACAAUAUCGGAAAUCACCAAUUUUCUGAUGCUUCUAAAAAUCUAAAUUUUGCUACAGUGGCGGACCUGAUCCAGUGACAAAAAAAGUGUCAUUUUGCAUCCGGGAAGUAUCAAAAAUGUGGCAAAGUGCCUCCCUCUCCACCUAAAAAACUCCGUUUUGAACUGCGCGCCUUUUUUCUCACAAAAUAGAGUGGGCGAGCGCGCUUUUGACAUCGGCGUUUUUUUCACUUGGAGAGGGAGGUAUUUUGCUGCAUUUUUGAUACUUCCUGGAUGCAAAAUGGUACGUUUUUUGCCACAGGAUCAGGUCCCUCACUGCAGCAAAAUUUAGGUUUUUAGAAGCAUCAGAAAAUUGGUGGGUGAUUUCCGAUAUUGUUUUAGGUAAAAAGUUGGGUUUAGAAGAUAAAAAAAUGGGUAGAACGGCGAUAUGAAAGCAUAAGUAGACAAGUAGACCGUUCGAAGGGAUGAAAAUUGUGAACGUGACGGAUUUUAUAGAUUUUGAUCUAGAAAUUGAUGUAUUUUUAUUUUUUUAAAAAUUUUUGAAGAAGAGUUAAUUUUUCAAAAUAUUCUUUUUAGUACUUCAAAGACAGCCGGAAACGCGAAGCAUCUUCCGUGAUCUCCGACGAGCCUACAAAACGCCGCGCCGCCCCGAAAAAUGGCCGUUAUUCGGACCGAAAAGCCGAUUCCCAGCCCCCUCAGCUGGACGCGGAAGGAAAUUCGAACGAGUUGAUCGAAAUGGCCAACAAAAUUGACACUCGUCGGAUUGCGGCUCAAAAUUCGGUCAGAUUGAAUCACUCCGGGCCGAGAGUUUUAUUGCCUAAAGGCCACUCCGCAUCGGAUUCGAAUUCGCCUCCUUCGCUCUCGAGAUCUCCGUCGCUGACCUCGAAACAGCCAAGCCCGGACAACAGAGAGUCCCCAAGUGAACAUCAGAAGAUUUGCCAGAAGCUGGGAAUCGGCGAAAACGAAGAGCCCCGGGAAUGGACCACCCAGAGGCUGGUCCAGGUGGUCAGAAAAGCCAAAUUGGACGUUGUCGCGGAUUUCUUGGAGUCUGAAGUGAGUUUGAAUUUGUUUUUGCAGUUUUUUAUUUGAUUUUCGAAGAUUUUUGGACACUUAUCCUGAUCUUCAGGGUAUUCGUGGUGGUGGGACCCAAUAAUUGGGAAGUGGGUCAAAAUGGAGUUUGGUCGUAUUUGGGAGGUUAUUAGAGGAUGUUUUUAUCUAAAUUUUAAUUCCUUGACUGAAAAUUUAAAUGAUUUUUUUGAGUCCCACAAAAAAUUUAUGAAAAUUUUGAAACUUGAAAUUCUCCAAUUUUCAGGAAUUUGACGGCGAAUCCUUCUUCCUCCUCACCGAAGACGACUUCAAAGACCGCAUCCAACUGAAGACCGGCCCCAUGAUCAAAACGAUGCGCCUUCUGGCCGAGCUCAAGUCCCUCUCCCCGGAUAUGCCUCAACUCGGCGCUCAAUAA